AUGCAUAUUUCUUCCAAUUACUCAACACGGCGUACGACGAACAUUUCGCAGACGGUUUUCGAACUAGCAAAGAAAUUACCGCCAACACGCAGAAUGAAAAGCAAUAGUGAAGGCAAUGCAACAGUGGAUGGUAUUGAGUCGGUGCCAAUUCCGGUGACAGCACAGCAAAUGGAAUUAGUGUUACAGGAACUGGCAAAAUUACGGGAAGAAAUGGAUAAAUUACAAAUUCAGCGAAAUCGAAAUGAACUAUUCACAGCUACUCCAGAUAUGGCGAAAAUGCAAGUGAUUGUUAAUACAGAUCCAUUGCAGCAAAUGAAAGAUUUCGUCAAGCCUUUUCAUGGUAAUUCGGACGAAGAUGUAUACAAGUGGAUCGAGAGUAUUGUGCAUUACUUCCACGUGGCACGACUCCCGGGGAAUCAAGAACAAUUAUAUUUUCAAUAUGCGCCCGCUUUUUUGAAGGAUUACGCAUAUAAGUGGUGGAAGGAGAAUCAACAGAAUGACUGGAAUUGGGAUUUGUUUAAACAAGCAAUUGUCGAACAAUUUGGCAAAACCAACGAAUACCUGAUUGGGCGGCAAUUGGAUCAACGCAAACAACAAUAUAACGAGCCGGUUAUUAAAUAUUACUACGACAUAAUUGAUUUGUGUAACAGAUACGAUCCAAAUAUGUCGGAUAAACAAAAGAUUCACAAAUUGACGAAUGGAUUGCAAUUUUCGUUGUAUCAAGAAGCAGUGAAAGAUACGUACGCAACACCAGUCGAAUUUUUAGUCAAAGCCCAACAAAUUGAGAAUGUCAGCAAACUGAUUGAACAUCGACAAAUGCAAAUGAAAAUACCAAUUGGUUGGAAUCAUGAACAAUCUACAGAUGAGUCCGCUUGGUACAAUUCGAAUGGAAACGACCAACGACAGAAUAGCUAUGGACAACAACAAACAACAACGGACAAGAACCAAACUUACGCCAAUUUUCAACGGCCUAAUGGGCGGAUACAGUGUUACAAAUGUCAUGAAUUUGAUCAUAUUUCUCGAAAUUGUCCUCAGAUGAAUAAUCAUGGUGGUCCCUCUGUGUCAACAAUUAAUCCAUCACCAUUAUCCUUCAUUACUGUUCCUGUUAAUAAUGUAACAACGCAAUGUUUAGUGGACACGGGAGCUAGUAAUACUUUUAUUUGUUCAUCAACAUUACGAAAAACCAAACAUUCUACAAUAAUUCCAAUGCGAGAACGAGUAGCUUUGGCAGAUGGAAAUACAUCGGUGUAUAUCAACGGCAAAGUACAAAUAUUUAUUAGGGUUGGCAAUAUUACGACGAGUGUAAUGGCAAUGGUAUCAGAAUCUCUUUCAUCACCGUGUAUAUUGGGGCAAGAUUGGAUUCAAGCGUACUCGGUUGAUAUUUGUCAUUCGAAAAAACAGAUUGUUGUGCAUUUAGGAAAGUUAUCCUCGUCUAUUCCGAUUGAAGCAAAUACCAGUGACCAUACGUGUGAUGUCAAGCUGGCAAACGCUAUUACGAUCAAACCACAACAUACAAUGAUUGUCAAAUUGAAAUCUUCGAUUUCAUCAUCAUCGAAUGUUAUUUUCCAACCGAAUCGACAUGUUCAACAUCAACAUUUAAUAGCAAUUCCGAAUGCUUUGUUGUCAAUUGAUAACUACGAAACAUAUGUGACAAUAACCAAUCCAACGAAUAAUGUCUGUGAGCUGUCUGGUAAUACCAAGAUUGGACAAGUGACAACUCAGACAGAGAAUAUUAGCUGUUAUUCAAUGAACUCAAUUGAUCGAGAUUCACAAAGUGAAUUGGAAUCGGAUGAACAAACCGAAGAAAAAAUGAUUCAGGGAUAUCAAUUUGAGCUAGACCAUAUUGAUAAUUUGGAGGAACGAAAGGCAAUUCGAAAUUUGCUGAACAAAUAUUGGAAAGUAUUUGAUAUAUCUAAGCCAACAGUCUCAACGAUAUCAGCUCCACCAAUGAUCAAUACUGGACAAAAUCCUCCAAUUCAGUCGCGAGUCUAUCGAACAGACUUGAUUAAACAACAGCAUCUGUCGAAAACCAUUGAAGAAAUGUUGGAUAGCGGACAAAUCGAGAAAUCUCACGCGAGUUGGUCAUCACCGGUGCUGUUGGUGAAGAAAAGGGAUGGAACCUAUAGAUUCGUGGUAGAUUAUCGACAACUCAAUAAUGUAACAGAACGUGAUUGUUAUCCUCUACCUCGCAUUGACGACACGUUAAAUCGAUUGAAUGGCAAUCGAUUAUUUACAAAAAUGGACCUGCGCUCGGGUUACCACCAAAUUCGAAUUCAUCCCGAUGACAAAGACCGAACCACAUUUACUGCUUAUAACGGGUUGUUUCGGUUCAACGUGAUGCCGCAAGGCCUUAAAAAUAGUCCUUCAAAUUUUCAGAGAAUUAUGUAUGAAUUACUAGUCAAAACCAGAUGGGAGUAUUGUUUAGUGUACAUCGAUGACGUCUUGAUUUUUUCACAAUCAUUUGAAGAGCAUGUGCAUCAUCUAAAUGAAAUACUGUUGGUUUUGGCUACCGCGAAAUUACAAGUGAAUCCUCACAAGUGUUCUUUUGCUAAAUCUUCUAUUGAUUACUUGGGACAUACAGUGGAUGCUAAUGGAGUUGCUCCACUUGAAGAAAACAUCAAAGCCAUCAUCUCCAUUCCAACACCAACAACACCAAAACAAGCGCACUCAUUUGUUCAAGCAGCAAAUUAUUACAGGGAUUUCAUCGAAAACUUUUCGAAAAUUGCGGCGCCAUUAUUUGUUUAUACACAGAAAAAUGUAACAUGGAAAGGGUGGACAGCGAAGAUGGAUACGGCUUUUAACGAAUUGAAAAAUCGAUUGACAACAGCGCCGGUAUUUUUACACUUUCCUGAUGACAGUUCACCAUUAACGUUAUCAAUCGACGCGUCUGGUGAAGGAAUGGGAGGAGUAUUGCGACAACUAACACCGGCGGGAGUCAAAGUGAUUAAAUAUGUGUCGAAGAAGUUUACCCCGACACAGAAGAGAUAUUCAACAACUGAACGAGAAUGUUUGGCAAUGGUAUGGUGCAUUCAAAAGUUGAGAGAAUAUGUUUGGGGUAGACCAAUUGAAAUUGAAACUGAUCAUUGUCCGUUGUGUAGCUUCAAUAAGAAGAAAAUUCAAAAUUCUCGAAUCGAACGUUGGCAACUGGAAUUAGCUGAAUAUGAUAUUACAAAAAUUCGAUACAAGAAAGGACGCUGCAAUUGUGAUGCUGAUCUGUUGUCCAGAUUUCCUUGUGAAGAAGCAGAUGAAGAUGAUCAUUUGACGCGGGUUCGAUUAUAUCCUCAACCGAUCGAACAAACCAAUUCAAUGCAAAUCAAUGCGAUUACGAGGUCAAUGGCCAAACGAUUGUUGAAUGAUAACGAAUCAUCAACUUCGAAUUUGGGAAUGUCACAAGAUGACGAAAGUUCGAACGACACACGUGAUUCAAGCAAAAUGAAAAGUGAUGGAUCAAUGGUUUUUGAUAUAAGUCUGGAUCGAAUCCGCACUGAACAAAUAAAGGAUUCUGUCAUAAAGGAUCGGAUUCAGAAGAUUGAAAAAAGUCAGCAGGGAUUCGACAAUUUAACUAUGAAUCAGGGAGUUUUGUUCAAAUUGGUUGUUCGACCGGAUAAAACAACGAUACAAUUGCCAUGGGUCCCAGCGUCAUUGGUCUCUGAAAUCUUGAAAGCAUACCAUGAUCAUCCAAUGAGCGGACACUUUGGAAUUACUCGAACGUAUCGGAAGGUAAAAGAUAAGUAUUUUUGGCCUAAGAUGUAUGAUACAAUUCGAAAUUACAUACGUUCGUGUGCUGAAUGUGCCCAGUUCAAUGUACAACGACAAAAGAAACCGGGAUUUUUACAACAAGAACAACCACCUGAAGGAGUAUUCCAAAUAUUACAAAUGGAUUUUUGGCGUGCUCCUGUUCGCUCGAGUGGUGGUAACCAGUAUGUCCUGGUUAUCACCGAUCGUUUGUCGAAGUAUGUUUUUGCGAGAGCCUUUCCAACAGAAACAGCGAAAGAUGCUGCAACAAUGUUGUUUGAAGAUAUUAUAUUACAACAUGGAGCUGUUCAGUAUGUACAAUCUAAUCAAGGAACGCACUUCAGAAACGAGUUGUUGGCAUCGAUUACGAAACUGACGAAUUGUAAACAGAUCUUCUCAAUUCCAUACCAUCCGAUGUCCAAUGGUCAGGUGGAAAGGUUCAAUUCAAUGUUUUGUGACCAAUUGAAGAAAUAUUGCAAUGAGUAUUUGACAGAUUGGGAUAUUUACUUACCAGCGAUUAUAUGGGCUUAUAAUUCGGGUGUACACGCAACAACAAAAUUCAUUCCGUAUGAAUCAGCCUUUGGUCGACGAUUGAUUUCUCCGUUUGAAAUACAACCAUCAAAUAUUCAAUUAUUGAAACCGCACGAUUAUUGGGAACUGGUAAAUCAAUACAGACAAGUGGCUAUUCGGGCUGCUCGGGAGAACAUUGUACAAAAUCAGAUUCUGAGUAAACAACGAUACGAUCACAGACGAAUGAACCCACAAUACAAUGAGGGAGAUUUAGUUUGGGUGAAAAUUUUAACAGGGCGGUCGAAGCUCGAUGCUCGCUUUCAUGGUCCGUUUGUAAUUGUUCGAAAGUUUAGCAAUGUGAAGUUUCUAGUUGAACACACAGAACGACAGUAUCAACAAGAAGAACAUGUUAACAACUUUCUCCCAUAUUAUGAUCGCGAUUACGAUUGA
Messenger RNA from Adineta ricciae, 4695 nucleotides. Lineage: Eukaryota; Metazoa; Rotifera; Eurotatoria; Adinetida; Adinetidae. The record is from the annotation of a GenBank genome assembly.